Molecule: messenger RNA, 1479 nt
Organism: Penicillium cosmopolitanum
Lineage: Eukaryota; Fungi; Ascomycota; Eurotiomycetes; Eurotiales; Aspergillaceae
Product: putative aldehyde dehydrogenase
Exons: 4
Coding region: 1-1479 (492 amino acids)
Molecular function (GO): aldehyde dehydrogenase (NAD+) activity
Source: RefSeq, a predicted model, not a curated record
AUGUCUACUACUACUUCGCUGAACGUGAUUGGCGUGCAGGGGCGACAAAUUACCGUUCCGACCGGUCUCUUCAUUCACAAUGAAUUCCGACCCUCUACCACCGCCCAAACCCUGCUCGUAGAAAACCCCACCACCGGUGAAUCCCUGGGAACAAUCUCGGCCGCCGGGCCCGACGAUAUCGACCGCGCCGUUCAGUCUGCCAAAGCGGGUUUCGCAACUUGGAAGUCUGUUUCAGGUCCCGCAAAAGCCCGCCUUUUACUAAAAUUGGCCGACCUCAUCGAACAGGAUGCUCAAAUUCUAGCUUCUCUGGAGGCUGUCGACGCCGGCACUCUCUACACCGACUCCAUCGGUCUCAACAUCCCCCAGGCCGUGGGCUGUCUGCGAUAUUAUGCCGGCUGGGCGGACAAGAUGGAUGGGAAAUCCCUCGAGAUGGAUGGUGGCAUUGCAGUACACCCACCGCGAACCCAUCGGGGUGUGUGCUGCCAUCGUUCCCUGGAAUGCCCCUCUCUGGCUCCAGCCUUGGCCGCCGGGAACGCUUUGAUUAUCAAGUCCUCGGAACUAUCUCCUCUAUAUGCCCAAAGGCUAGCGGAACUGGUCAAGCAGGCUGGGAUCCCGGCCGGUGUCGUCAACAUUGUCACCGGCGAAGGAGCUACCGCAGGCCAGACCCUGUCAGAACAUAUGGAGGUUCGAAAACUGGCCUUCACGGGUAGCUCGGUCGCCGGUCGGAAGAUCAUGCAAGCCGCCUCGCGGACCAAUUUGAAAAAGGUGAGUUUGGAACUCGGGGGCAAAGGGCCGUCGAUUGUCUUCGACGACUGUGACUUGGAGAAUGCCUUAUUUUGGACCCGAAUCGGUAUCACGGCAAACAACGGCCAGAUUUGUGCGGCCGGGUCCCGCAUCUAUGUCCAGGAAAGAAUUUACGAUCGCUUCAUCGAGGCGUACAAGCAAGCCGCGGCAAACGCGCCGACGGUGGCCGGUAACCCACUCGAAACGUCAACAACAAAGGGUCCUGUGGUCAGCUGCACCCAGCACCAGAAAAUCCUGGAUUAUAUUCGACAGGGGAAACAGUCCGGAGCGAGACUCCUGUUCGGAGGUGAACCAAUUGGAAGCAAGGGAUAUUUCGUUCAAAAUACCGCCUUUGCCGAUGUACCCGACGAUGCUACAAUCAUGCGCGAGGAGAUUUUUGGCCCCGUCGCGAGCAUUGCCAAAUUCUCCACCGAGGAAGAGGUCGUCGCCAAAGCCAAUGACUCCCUCCAUGGCCUGAGUGCCGCGGUCUUCACCAACGACAUCAGCCGAGCUCACCGAGUCACCAAAUCCCUCGAGUCUGGCCAAGUUACUGUCAAUGCGUGGGCGAUGCUCAGCCCGAAUGUCCCCUUUGGUGGAGUCAAAGAAAGUGGUUUCGGAAGAGACAUGGGCGAAGAAGCUCUGGAGGGAUGGACCACCGUCAAAGCUGUCAAAUAUCAUAUUUUGCCCCGGCUGUAA